Prunus persica (peach) is the source of this 1282-nucleotide messenger RNA. RefSeq names its product RING-H2 finger protein ATL5. The transcript has 3 exons. NCBI's taxonomy places the organism in Eukaryota, Viridiplantae, Streptophyta, Magnoliopsida, Rosales, Rosaceae. Bases 327 to 1184 code for a protein of 285 amino acids. The record is from RefSeq and is a predicted model, not a curated record. Gene Ontology annotation, molecular function: enzyme inhibitor activity. Gene Ontology annotation, biological process: negative regulation of catalytic activity.
UAUAUAUAUAUAAAAAUGCAGAGCUCAGAGAGUGCAGAGGAAUAAUAAAGCCCGCCAUAUACACACACCAUAUGUACAUAAUACACGUAGCCCUAACCAAUUGCCUCGCCUCAUAAAAACAAGGCACCACACACAAGACAAACCCAACAAGUCAUAGGAUAGGAACCUUCCUUCCCCUUCCACCAUAAUCUUCCCUUACAAUAACAAUAAAACCCACCUCUCCAACUCCAAUUCGACACCCAAAACAGAAAACAAACACCGCCCACGACAAUUUCAUUUCAUUUCCUUCAACAAAAACCCUUCUCCUGACUCGAUCAUAAUUUCAUAUGGACAUCACCAACAAAUACAAUCACCAAAACCACGAACCCACCAACUAUGCUGUCAACGGUAAGAUUAUGCUCUGCUCAGUCAUCAUUCUCUUCAUCGUCAUCUUCACCAUCGCUUGCUUCCACAGCUACGUCCGCUGCUUCUUCCACCGCCACCACCCACGCCGUACUCGCCGCACACCACGCUAUCUCUUCCCCCACCCUGUUAUUUCUUUCACCACCCUCCUCGAAACUACCCUCUCUCCGACCAAUCCCAAGGCCUUGGAUCCCGCUGUUCUCAAGACCCUCCCUACUUUUACUUACUCGGCCACCACCCGCAUCAACGCAGCACCACUAGAGUGCGCCGUGUGUUUAUCUGAGUUCGAAGACGAAGAGCAAGGCCGUGUAUUGCCCACGUGUUACCACACCUUCCAUUUAGAGUGCAUAGACACUUGGUUCCGGUCUCAGUCCAAUUGUCCACUCUGCAGGGCUCCGGUUCAACCCGAUAUUCCGCUUCCUAGGCUGGAAAAUUCGCCUGAAACGGCAAUAACAGUGAAUGAACCGGGCGGUUCGGAGCAUGACACGGCUGAAGCUAAAGUGGGUUGCUCGAGAUGUUCGCCGUCGACGAGUGGUUCGGCGGAGGAAUAUGGGAGAAAGCCAAUAAUGGAGGUGGUAGAAAAACCAAAAAAUGCUACUAACCAAACUGUCAUUAGGAGCUUAGAUAUGCAAAGAGAAAGGCCACGAAAGUCAAGGCACAAACGGCGGCAGCAAAGCAGGCGUGGUGAAUAUGAACCUCAUUCAACAAGCAUGCCAGCAUGCUCCUCACAAGGACCUCUGCAUCGACAUCCUGAAGAACGACCCCAACAGCAAAGGAGCUGACCUCACCGGCCUCGCCUACAUCGCCAUCAGGCUCGCCGGCGCAUACGCCUCUGAAGUGGACGCGCACUUGAGAUCACUGCUCAUAAACAACGCCACCA